UGCAAGGCCCCAAGUUUUCAUAUUAUAAAUCGGUUUCUCUAUUCUGUUAAAGUCAUUCUAAUGGAAUAAUAUACGUGUUCAACUUCCAUAUAAAAAUUAGAAUUACGUUAUAUACCUCUAUUGAUCAGGAACUAUAGUUCAGCUUCCAUUGUCAACACUCAACAGCUCCACGUGAAGCUUGUGAUUGUGAAGAGUACUACACUACUACUGUUUUAAUAACAGAUUUGAACAAUGGGGGUUAGAACAAGGAGAAAUAACCGAAAGAAGUAUCGGUAUCGUGCAAAUUCAAAUAGAAAAGAAAAAAAAAUGGACCGGAAAAUCAACCCACACAUUGAAUGUGUACAAGUGAGGAAGGCUUGGGACAAAAAAAAACCAGCCCCAGCAAACCUGGCUGACAUGGGACUUGUCUACCAUCUGGAGAGGGAUGUACCCGUGGAGAGUAAGACACAAAAUGAAGAGACAUCUGAAAUGCCACCAAGAAAAAGAAUAAAAAGAGGAAAAGAGGAGAAACCAACAGAAGUGGUUAAACAACUAGAAGAGGCUAUCAAUGAGGAGUACCGCCGUAAAGAAUCUGCUGGCAUACGCUUGACUAAUGCUCAGGUAGAAUAUGCUACUGCAAUGCUGGACAAAUAUGGUGAUAAUUACAAGGCAAUGGCAAGGGAUCGUAAGAAUUACUUUCAAGACACAUGGAAGCAGAUCAGAGCCAAGAUUAACCUGUUUACCCAAAAUCCAAAAUAUUAUGCUCCAUAUUUGAAACAGAAAGGAUUAUUUAAGCCAGAGCUCUUGAAAUCCCAGGAGAAAUAAUAAAGAAUAUAUUUAUGUACAGUAUUUGUAUUAUUGACUUACAGUACUGUUCAUCCUAUUUUACAAAUACUGUACUGUGUGCAUCUCUAAUCUUACUGAUUUUUUCUGCAUUCUUAAUUGUGGAACCAUCCAGAGCAAACUAGAGGGUACUGUACAAGGUAAUUAAGUAUUUAAAAUCACUUAAAAAUACAAGACAUCGCUGACCUAAAUUGAUCGCUGGCCAUGCUAAUUUCUUCACAGCUAAUAAGACAGUCAACCAAUUUCUCUUCUAUAAUGUAUUUCUGAUUUUCAUCUGUAUUGUACUUGCAUUAAUUCCUAAGCUUGUGUAUAUAACUUUGUACUGUAUUAAGUUAGCUAAGUUAAAUCUCCAUGUUCUUUACCAUACUGUCAUGUCCUGUUGUGGCUUCACUACUGUACAAUAUAAUUACCAAGAUUACAAA
This is a messenger RNA of Homarus americanus (American lobster), 1244 nucleotides long. Its product is annotated as nucleolar protein 16-like. Gene Ontology annotation, biological process: ribosomal large subunit biogenesis. Lineage: Eukaryota; Metazoa; Arthropoda; Malacostraca; Decapoda; Nephropidae. The transcript is spliced from 6 exons. The record is from RefSeq and is a predicted model, not a curated record. Gene Ontology annotation, cellular component: nucleolus. Bases 232 to 804 code for a protein of 190 amino acids.